CUUUUGCUUCACGCCCGCGAGGCCGACGGACGGAUCUGGGAGCUCUGCCCGGCGGGAGAGGACGCGGCGGCCCUGGGGCCCCUCGGCGGCGCCGGCGGCAUCAGCUCCUCCGCGAGGGUUAACUGCCGUCCCCGCAGAGGCUUCCUCUCGCAGGCCCGGGAACGUGGAUACCGCGCCCGCAGGAUGUUCGCCGGCUGGGCUGGGCAGUCAGGAAACAUGAGAAGGCCCGGGUAUUCCUGUUCCCGGGCCGCGCGCGCCCGUCUGGGUAAAUAAAGCCGCGACGCCGGCGGUGGCGGCGGUGAGCGCGCCGGAGCCCGCACCGAGAACAUGCGGCGGGGAUGGGAGUGCGCCUAGGCUCGACGCGGGAGAGCCAGCUGCCCUGCCGCCGGCCGCGGGCCCCCCGGCCACAGAACCCGAGCCUUGCGGAGCUCCUGGCGGCCCGGCCCGGAGGCCCUGCGGCUGUGCCGCGCGCCCCUGCCCGUCUGCACCAUGAACACCAUCGUCUUCAACAAGCUCAGCGGCGCGGUGCUUUUUGAGGACCGAGGCGCUUCGGAGCGGGAGCGGGGCGGCCGGCCCUUCGGCGGCGUCCUGGACAGUCCCCACGCCCGCCCCGAGGUGGGCAUUACGGACGGCCCGCCCCUCAAGGACAACCUGGGUCUGCGACACCGAAGGACCGGGGCCCGGCAGAACGGCGGGAAGGUGAGGCACAAGAGGCAGGCCCUGCAAGACAUGGCGCGGCCCCUUAAGCAGUGGCUUUACAAGCACCGCGACAACCCGUACCCAACCAAGACGGAGAAGAUACUCCUGGCGCUCGGCUCGCAGAUGACGCUAGUGCAGGUGUCAAAUUGGUUUGCUAAUGCAAGACGUCGGCUUAAGAAUACCGUUCGACAGCCAGAUUUAAGCUGGGCCUUAAGAAUCAAGUUGUACAACAAGUAUGUUCAAGGCAACGCUGAGCGGCUUAGUGUAAGCAGUGAUGAUUCAUGUUCUGAAGAUGGAGAAAAUCCCCCACGAAACCACAUGAACGAAGGGAGCUACGAUAAUCCAGUUCACCAUCCUGUGAUUAAAAGUGAGAGCUCGGUCAUAAAAGCUGGCGUGAGGCCCGAGUCUCAGGCCAGCGAGGACUAUGUUUCGCCCCCAAAGUACAAGAGCAGUUUAUUGAAUCGUUACCUUAACGACUCUUUGAGACAUGUCAUGGUCACAAACGCUGCCAUGAUAGGAAAGACAAGGCAAAGAAACCACUCGGGAUCUUUUAGUUCCAAUGAAUUCGAGGAGGAGUUGGUAUCUCCCUCGUCAUCAGAGACCGAAGGCAACUUUGUCUAUCGCACAGACCCUCUGGAAAAUGGAUCCAAUAAGGGUGACAGUGCAGCUAAUAGAAAGGGCCCGAGCAAGGAUGACACAUACUGGAAGGAGAUCAAUGCGGCCAUGGCCUUAACAAACCUCGCACAGGGAAAAGAGCAACCGCAGGGGACCACCAGCUGCAUCAUCCAGAAGUCAUCCCACAUAGCAGAAGUAAAGACAGUUAAAGUGCCCCUGGUUCAGCCGUUUUGAGAGUCUGUCGCUUUGCAGAUCUACGGCCCUUCUUCACGUCAGUGGUUUUUCAUAAACCCUCAUCCUAAGAGCUGGAGCAGGAGGGAACACGACUCCCUUGCAAACCUCUCCUUAUUUUUAAUCGUCCUAAAUAUAUCAUUUAGUGGCUUCUUAAAAGACGUAUAAAUUAUAAAACCUCACUUUAAUCAAAACUAUGAACUUAUUUUAUGUUACGCCAAGUAUGCAUAAAAUGUCUGCAUUGCCGUUCCAAUAAAGUGCCUUGCUUUCCCCAAAAUAAGCUACAACGUGGGCAUAGUAGAGCAGCUGUGCCUCAAAAUGACACCACCACAUUGCUUCUUAGACUGUGGGUGCCUCUCCAGAUGGACCUACUCAAGCCAGGACUGAACCCGUACUUGCUGCAAAAGCCCUUGUAAUGUAUUCAGUAAUUCACAUUAAAACUUAGAAAUCUAGUCAGCCUACAGGAAACGUUCCUUUAAAAAACAACUUCGGCAGUAUUUAAAAUCGUGCAGUGUGCUUUGCAGAAUGACAGUGAGAACUCUCUGCAGGUAUCUUGCCUGCAUAUCUGGGAGGUUACAAACUUCCGAAAUGAAAGGCAUGGGAAUCAUGUAAUGUAUACGUUCAAGAAAAAUGGCAAUGGAUGUGAUCAGAAAAAAAAAGGUUUCCGCACUGCUGGAAAACACUACAAUGCUCUCUAGAACGAAUUUGGAUUUUCUUUUUCUCACAUUUUGUCGAAGUUUUAAAAAAACUUUACCAUCAAAAUAACUCAAAAUUUUCCCAUAUAAAACUAAAUCUACAGUUGAGUGUAAAAAUAUAAUCCUGUUUGCAUCAGAGUUCAGUAUUUUGGGUUUUUUUAUAUUGGAAACGUUUUCAUAUGGAAUGGCUAAGAACCUCUUAUUUGGUUCAUUCGAAUUACACUUGCUGGUCGACAGUGUAUAUUGCAUUGAGAACAAGGCAAUAAAAGAAAUGUAUCUUUAUGUGAAUAUACCUAUACACAACAAAAUUGAUUUUUAAAUUUAAAACAUACGGAAAACAAAACAUUGAACAGUCUUUGAAUUUCGCCAAGUAGAACAUUAAGGUAAAAAUUACAUGAAAUCAUGCAUGAAGAGAAAUAAGAACAUUUUUUGUUUCUGAAUUAGACUGUCAUUGAGUGAGAAUAAUCAAUAUCAAGAAAGAAGAUCUUUUUCGAUCAGACAUUAAUAUUCUGAUCAGCUUGGGAAGACUUGAAAUUUGAGUAAACAGUAAAGAUGCCAACCAUAGCAGAGUAUUUGUGCUCAGAGAAGGAAGAAGGAUUUGACUCUUUUAUGGUGGGAUGUUUUUUCUGGGUAUGUAAUCUAUUUUGUAAAAAAAAUUCUUUUAAACUGGAAAGCAUUUUUGUGAGCGUGAAUGAGAGCCAACAGUGCAGCCAAGUGGUGGACAUUUUUCUUUAUUUUGCAAAAUGCUUUUAAAACCAAAGGCUGCUCUCGUGGAUAUACGGACAAUAUCAGUCUUGAUAUAAAUGGUAGGACAGUUUUUCAUGUAACAUAGCAUUGGGGGACUGGGUUUAUUUAGUGUCAUGAAAAUAAUUUGAUACAAAAAUAUUUUGUAUAUAUAUAUAUUUUUACUUUGUUUUCUAAAUUGCUGUUUGCAGUAAGAGUAAGUGCAAAGCAAGAUAUGUAAGUUAUGACUGUAUGAUCAGAUGAAGUAUGCGUUCUUUUGGUUUACAUCCUUAAAUAGUUACAGAUCCAUGAUAAAAACUUUGGACUCUUUAUAAAACAGUGUUGCCAAAGUGUGAUCAUGUCAGUGCCAACGAAAGACAAGUACUUCACUCUUUUUCAUACUAUUAUAAGUUAUUCUAGUAUUAAAUAUUUUAAUAAAACUGUCUUUGUUUUGA
This is a messenger RNA of Phacochoerus africanus (Common warthog), 3418 nucleotides long. It is a transcript of the gene MKX, whose product is annotated as mohawk homeobox. The transcript has 7 exons. Gene Ontology annotation, biological process: cell development; muscle organ development; regulation of transcription by RNA polymerase II. Gene Ontology annotation, molecular function: DNA-binding transcription factor activity, RNA polymerase II-specific; RNA polymerase II cis-regulatory region sequence-specific DNA binding. The coding region runs from base 490 to 1548 and encodes 352 amino acids. Gene Ontology annotation, cellular component: nucleus. NCBI's taxonomy places the organism in Eukaryota, Metazoa, Chordata, Mammalia, Artiodactyla, Suidae. The record is from RefSeq and is a predicted model, not a curated record.